Molecule: messenger RNA, 2118 nt
Organism: Tripterygium wilfordii
Lineage: Eukaryota; Viridiplantae; Streptophyta; Magnoliopsida; Celastrales; Celastraceae
Product: laccase-15-like
Exons: 5
Coding region: 102-1805 (567 amino acids)
Biological process (GO): lignin catabolic process
Cellular component (GO): apoplast
Molecular function (GO): hydroquinone:oxygen oxidoreductase activity; copper ion binding
Source: RefSeq, a predicted model, not a curated record
AAUACAUACUAAUUGAAGAAUUCCCAAAAAAUUCAUCUCUCAAAUCUCACCCACUACAACAACAUUAAAAGGACCUUGAGAGCUCAUUCUUUGCAGCAAUAAUGGCAGCAUUUGCGAUGAGUUUUUUCGUCUAUUUGGCCUGGUGGUUUCUGCUAUUCUCUGGCUUUCAUUGCUUGGCUGCAAAUCACCACCAUUUUGUGGUGAAGGAAGCUCCAUAUACAAGACUCUGCAGCACAAAGGAGAUAUUGACUGUAAAUGGAAAGUUUCCAGGGCCAAUUCUGAGGGCCAAAAAGGGGGAUACAGUCUAUGUCACCGUUCACAACAAAGGACGAUACAACAUCACUAUUCACUGGCAUGGAGUGAAACAGCCCAGCAAUCCGUGGUCAGACGGGCCUGAAUACAUUACACAGUGUCCAAUCCAACCCGGUGGAAAAUUCAAGCAGAAGGUUAUAUUUUCAAUGGAAGCAGGUACCCUAUGGUGGCACGCUCACAGCGACUGGUCACGAGCAACUGUCCAUGGCGCUAUCAUUGUCUCUCCCAAGAAAGGAACUACCUUUCCAUUCCCCAAGCCUGAUGCAGAGGUGCCAAUCAUUUUAGGUGAAUGGUGGAGGAAAGAUGUAAUGGAGGUUCUGAGGCUAUUCCAAAUGACAGGAGGAGCACCAAAUGAUUCUGAUGCUUAUACCAUUAAUGGCCAGCCUGGUGACUUGUACCCUUGUUCAAAAUCAGAGACAUUCAAAUUGAUGGUGGAUCAGGGGAAGAGUUACUUACUUCGGAUUGUAAACGCUGCGAUGAACAGCAUUCUCUUCUUCGCCAUUGCAAAUCACAACAUCACAGUAGUUGGAAUGGAUGGUGGCUACACAAAGCCCUUAUCAAGAGAUUACAUCACAAUAGGACCAGGACAAUCCAUGGAUGCCUUGUUAAAUGCCAACCAAAGUCCUGGUCACUAUUACAUGGCUGCUAGGGCUUACUCUAGUAACGCUAAUGUCGCCUUCGACAACACCACAACCACUGCAAUUGUACAAUACAAUGGUAGCUACCCUCCACCUUCAUCUCCUCUGUUACCCCGGCUUCCCGACUAUAAUGACACAAAUGCCGCUUUUAACUUCACUGGUAGCGUUAGGAGCUUAAACAGUAAAGACCAUCCAAGUAAUGUUCCAGUAAACAUCACCACCCACCUAGAAUCCACUCUUUCCAUCAACUCAUUCCCAUGCCAGGAAAAUCGUACCUGCGAAGGACCAAAUGGAACAAGAUUAGCAGCUAGCAUGAACAAUAUAUCCUUUGUGAACCCGUCAAUCGACAUACUAGAGGCUUAUUAUAAGCAUAUAAAAGGGGUGUAUGGAGAGAAUUUUCCAAGUUUUCCACCACUGGUCUUCGACUUCACUGCUCAAUAUCUGCCUUUGGAGUAUCAAGUACCGAAACGGGGGACAGAAGUGAGAGUGUUGCCAUACAAUUCAACAGUGGAAAUGGUGUUGCAGGGGACAAACUUAGUUGCUGGACUUGAUCAUCCUAUGCACUUACAUGGAUACAGCUUCUAUGUUGUUGGAUGGGGUUUUGGGAACUUUGACAACCAGACGGACCCUUUAAGCUACAAUCUCAUUGAUCCUCCUUUUCUCAACACAGUCAUUGUUCCUAUAAAGGGAUGGGUUACAAUUAGAUUCACAGCAAACAACCCUGGAGUUUGGUUUAUGCACUGCCAUUUCGAGCGUCACCUAACGUGGGGCAUGGAGACAGUAUUCAUCGUCCUUGAUGGCAACAAUAGCAAUUCAAAACUACUACCUCCACCGCCGCACAUGCCUCCAUGUUAAAGCUGCAUCAAACUAGUUGCUUUUUGGGUUUUGGCUUGAUAUAUAUAAACAAUGAAUUUGUGCCAGGAAGUUUUGAGCUUGACUGGAAAAUGUGAAACUCGAAACUGGUUAUUGUCAUCUAUUGUGUUAUGGGUUUGAAGGAGAAUUUCGAUCCCUUCAAUGAAUACCCAAUACUGUCUUAGGCUUCCUUCCUUCGUCUUGUGAAAAAUCACUAAGUUUGCUAAUAAGAUUGUGCUCAUACAACUGAUAUGUACUUGGCGUUAUGGAUUAAAUAUUCACAAAUGAAAUUUAGAUGCAAUUGUUGAAAGUUAAA